Messenger RNA from Ogataea philodendri, 1164 nucleotides. RefSeq lists its product as uncharacterized. The record is from RefSeq and is a predicted model, not a curated record. Gene Ontology annotation, biological process: proteasome assembly. Gene Ontology annotation, molecular function: proteasome binding. Lineage: Eukaryota; Fungi; Ascomycota; Pichiomycetes; Pichiales; Pichiaceae. The transcript has a single exon. The coding region runs from base 1 to 1164 and encodes 387 amino acids.
AUGGUUGCCAACAAGAUAAGAGAGCUGAUCUCGGCCACUCGACGGUCUGCCCGCAAUGUGCGGCAGACGCUGGACGAGAUCGCUGAGCAGUUGAUAGCCAACCAGCGGCAGCGGCAACUGGAAGUCCAGCUGGAACGGGUUCCGGUGCGCAGCCCGGCCAGAUCGCAUCCCUUGGCAAAUCGCGGUCUCCAGGGCCCCCGGUACGGGGCUGUUGGGCUUUCCAAACGAUUCUAUUCCACCUCGCGCAGAGCGCCCACAUAUAUCCGGUCUGCCACCCGGUCCUCUGUUUCCUCUGUCACAAAGAACAUUGUGUACCAGGUGCAGCCAUUCCGAAUUUCAGCCAGAGUCGGCUGCAACUUUGUCGGAUCGUCACUAUAUUCCCAUUUCCCUCGCCACAAUGCAAGGAUGUUCUCCACCUACGGUCAGUCGGUGGCUGCGCAGGCCACUCAUAACUUGACCCAGGGACUGCGUGCUACGCUAUUGAAAGGCCAUCAGCUACAGAGCCAGUUGAUGAGUGCAAACUACAACUCGUCGCAAAAUGUUAACAAGGCAUUUGUGGACGAGAACAUGGAGCUGGCCAGAGGCGAGAGCACUGCUGACGGCUGUGUUGUUGAGUUCAAUCUGUCGUUGCAAGACCAAGUGUUGCCAGAGAAGUUCCUUUUGGAUGAUGACAUUCUGAAACAGUUUGAACAAGCGUAUGUUGUGAACGAGCUGGAACACCGUAUGUUGAUCCUGAACGAUUUCAAGAGACUAAAAGAAAUCAUUGGCGCUACGGUCAUCGAACAUCUGGACAACAAGAACGUGAUCCGAUGUCACUUCCCGAACUGCGAGGUAGCGAAGAUGGAAACGAUGCUGGCAGAGUCAGGGAUCACCACGGGCGUGGUGCGGACCCUGGAGAGCCGUGCGUCGUCGAUUGCAAGCGCAACAGAUUCCGAAGAGUACGGUAUGAUCGACUCUUACGAUACAACAGACUACGAGACGUUUGAUGCGGUGCUCACCAGCCGGUCGUCAGAGUCCGAGGAAAGCGACGCGCUUUUCUACUUUGACGAACACCCAGUUUUGUCCUCGAGCGACGGACUAGAGUUUGUGGAACCUGUGAUCAACGUGCACGAGGUUUACAGCGAUAUGGAUGCAAUUAUUAUGGUUAAUGACAGAGCUACAUAG